AUGUAUUACAACAUGGCCCACAUCUUCCUGACGGAGCUGGGCCUCUAUCUUCUCGUGCUCGACCUCUCGGCCUGGCUGCCAUCAUCCGCUGCAGGCGCCGCACCGGCGGAGCCGGGCGAAGCGGGGCGGAGCUCCCUGGACUUCUGGCUCGCGGCCCUGUUCGUGCACGCGCCAGGGCCCCCGCCCGCGGAAGCAGAGGAGGGCGCGAGGCUGAUCAUCGCCGGCACUCACCUCGACGUCGUGACGCCUGAGCAGCGAGAGGAGGUGUUCCAGCGGGUGGACGACCACCUCGCCAGGCAGCUGGAGCGGAUGCCGUCGCUGAGAAAGCAGCUGCGCGUCAACGAGGCCGAGCAGCUGCUAUUCUUCCCCGUGGACAACACCCGCGCCACCGAGGCAGGCGUCAGGAGCGUGGAGCGGCUGCGGGCGGCUCUGGGCCUUAUGGCCCAGGAGAAGGCGAAGAAGCACUCCUGUCCAACCAGGUUUGCGCACUUCUUCCACGUGCUCACAGGCACCGACGAGACCGCCGGCUCGCCCGCCACCAGCCCCCGCACCAGCCCUGAGCCCAGGCAGAGGCCCCGCAAGUACGUGAGCCUGGAGGACUGCCAGGUGCUGGCGCGGGCCUGCGGGCUGACGCCGUCAAGCGGCGAGCUGGACCGGUUCUUGAGGCUCUUCCACAGCCUCGGGCACCUGCUUUACUUCCCUGGCUCCCCUGCAGUGGUGCUGGACCCGCAGUGGCUACUGGACGCCAUGGCCCAGGUGGUGGACUGCCCGCGGGUGCUCCAGGGCCGCUGGCACAGCGCCCGGGAGCUGCGGGAGCGGGGCCUCCUCAGCCCCGAGCUGCUGUCCCUCUUGUGGCAGGACCCGAGGUUCCAGCGGCACGAGCACAUCCUCAGGGCCUUCCUGGAGCACUUCGACCUCCUCGUGCGGGCCUGCGACGACCUCGCCGGCCAGCCGCGCUGGCUCGUGCCGAGCCUGCUGCCGCCCCAGCCGGGCGGGGCGCCGCAAGGCGGCGCUGACGACGCGCUGUUGCUGGACUUCCACGGCGCCCUGCAGAAGCUGCUGCCGUCGCUGCUCCCCCGUGUUCUCUGCCAGCUGCGCCGCAGGUGUUCCGGCAGGCUCGUUGUCAGGAAGGUGUUCAAGGACUUCCUGCAGCUGUCGCUGGGGCCGUCGAUGGUCAUGCUGGACGUGGUCCCGGCCGCAGGGGGGCGCGAGAUGCUGCGGAUGCGCGUGCGCGCCCCGGAAGACCAGACCGGCGCGGACGGCUCCGCUGUGGAGGCGCCGGUCGGGGAGCUGCGGCAGGCGCUGCGGGCGUUGCUUCCGCACAUCGCCUUCUCCAUGAAGGCAAGAGUGGAGUUCCCGCAGCAUGGAGAGCUGGCCUGCUGCAAGGGUUCCACCUGCAUGAUCAGGUUGUACCUGGAUGAUCAGGAUCCGCAGGCCCGGGAUUGGAGUUCUGGCAACGCGAACAUCUGGUCGAUUUUAAAGGUGGCGCCGCAGAUCAAAGAGGGCUUUGACGUGCUCGAGCGCCGCGAUCGGAGCCUGGAGGCCGAGGUGCCAGACAGUGCUGGAGGCCUGCCCGGCGGCGCCGGGUGGGGCGGGGAGGCGCGCCCGCUGCUGGCCCCUCCCAGUCAGGGGCUCGGGGAGCUGCAGUCAGGAGCGGAGCUCCUGGCGCGCCUCCACGGCUCGCUGCUGGGGAGGCAUCGCUGGGGCCUGCUCAGAGCGUCCAGGCGCUCGGGCUCAGAGGCAUCGCUGGGGCCUGCGCAGAGCGUCCAGGUCCUCGGGCUCAGAGGCAUCGCUGGGGCCUGCGCAGAGCGCCCAGGUCCUCGGGCUCAGAGGCAUCGCUGGGGCCUGCGCAGGGCGUUCAGGCGCUCGGGCUCAGAGGCAUCGCUGGGGCCUGCGCAGAGAGUUCAGGCGCUCGGGCUCCAGAGCGCCCACGUGCUCUGGAGCACUUUUCAGAGCGUCCGCGCGCCCUGGAGCACUUUUGAGAGCGCCCACUUGCUCUGGAGCAUUUUUCAGAGCGCCCACUUGCUCUGGGGCAUUUUUCAGAGCGCCCACUUGCUCUGGCGAGGCGGGCCCGACUCGUCCAGGGGUUGCUGCGGGCUGCGCGGGGAGAGCCGCCCGUGGCGGAAUUGGGCCAGGCCCAAGCGCCUCGCCUGCAUGGUGGAGUGGCCCCGCGCGGGCGCGGGCGCCGCGAUCUCUGCGCUGCGCUGGGCCUCGGUGCCGGACCGGCGCCUGGCCUCCGCGGAAGACCGGGACGCGCAGGUCUUCCAGGCGAACUGCGACGUGAGCACUCCCGUGGCUGAGUGCAUGGAGCUGAUGACUCUAGAGAUGUUGCGCGCGCGCCACUCUGGCAACGGCCCCCGCCCUGCCGAGGCCGACGUCCCGUGGGCCGUGCUGAGCGCCCACCCGCCGGGCUUUGCAGACCAGGCCGCCGCCCUGCGGGCCGUGCUGCACCGCCACCUGCCGGCCCUCUCCCCGCGCCAGCUCGCGCUGGCGGCCUGGGCCUGCGCGCCCCUGCCGGGACGCGCGGCUCGGCCGCCGCGCGCCGUCUCCCUGUGCCCGCCGGACGUCUGCGACAGCUUGUAG
Messenger RNA from Prorocentrum cordatum, 2583 nucleotides. The record is from the annotation of a GenBank genome assembly. Lineage: Eukaryota; Dinophyceae; Prorocentrales; Prorocentraceae.